UUGUUCUCGUAUAUGAAUAAUCAUUCUACACGUGGUCGUGACACAAUUAGUGAUGACUUUGGUGUCAAACGCCACGGACUGCAUUGAUCAAGCAGGCAUUUGAAAUUGUUCCUGACUUGAUCAAAUUUGACGAUGAUGAUAUUGAUUCAGUAGCAGGACAACAGGAGGAGAAAAUCCACUGGACGAUGCGAAACAUUUGAGCCUCAAGGAAAAACUUGAACGACGAUUGCAACAAUCGAAGGUAUCAACGUCCAGGCCAAGCUCUACGUCUAUAAACGGAUUGAUGAAAACCAUCGGAGAGUUUUCGUACAGAGGGCAUCAGAGGAAAAUACAUGACAAUGGUAUUCGAUGCUCUUCGUACUGUACGCCCAACAUAAUUGGACUCUGAAUGGGCGUUUUCCUAAUGAGAUCUGAUAGAAGACGACAAAACUAACAUUCUCUGUGUCCUAAAGUACCACUGUAAGCAACAAACUAAGUAUCAAAAACAUACAAAAGGUUUGUUUAUUUUAAAGUAUGUUUUCUACCGGUUUUACCGGUAAUGAAAUUUUCAUUACCGAAUAACCGGUUAUUGAAAUUUUGGCACGGUAAUGCCCUAGGCAUGUGCCUAACAAAACGAAAUUGGAAAAUGGAGAGUUUCCCAACAAUGUAAACAAUAACGCGGAGUCGCUCCAAAUCCAAAUCGAGCGCGGGAUCCGGACGACGAGUGCAUAUUGGAGCGUGUCGACUGAUGACGCUUGCCAGGCUAGCGUAUCUCGCUCGAAUGUCGUCAGCAAUCGGUGGCCACAAAGAGUGCUACUAUCAUUGCUCGUCGUCACCGUGAGCUUUGUAUGGAUUCUCUGCUAUUAUAUUGGCGCGUGUUGUAUGACGCGAUAUUGUGGACCGAAUUCCAAUUCCCAUUAUUUAACGUUGGGGAUGAAGAUGCCAAUUUGAUAUUCAAAUUGAUCGGAUACUCCGCCGCUGGUGGUAUCUUUAUAUUCUACUUUCCUAAGCCAGUCAUGCUUCUUCGCCUUACACACCAUAGCAGACAAACAGCGUAUCGAUUCUUAAAAGAUUACCUCUCCAGAGAUGAUGUUUAUUUACUUUACGGAAACUGAAUUAGAAUGUAAGAACACGUCCAGAGCGAAUGUUACGGAGGGAAGAAUAAUUGGUAGCAUUGUGUGGAUGCCUCGGUAUUUUCCAGCAGUUCCUUGACUUGUGCAGAAUGAAGGAAACAAAAAAAAGCAUAUGCACUUUCGCGGUUGUGUUAAUUAUCCCACCGUUGUCUAAUCCCAUUUGCGGAAGAGCCACUGACGUCAAAUGGUUAGGUAAGAAACAGAAGGAAAAAAAUCCAUCCAUAUUACGCUUCCACGUGCGUUGCCAUAAAUAAAUUUAGCGCUGGGGAAUCAAAACAAUUUUUUUGUUUGAAAUGAGGAAUCGAAAUUUAUCAAUUACCUAUCCGUGCUGAGAAUCGGACCACCCCAAUGGAGAGAGAGAGUUCACUCGGACGGACGCGCAAGAUUUAUUCACCAUUAUCAGACACCGGAUGGCGUAACGGCACGUUCGAGGUGUAGCAAUCAAACCACAACAUUAUCCCCGAUAGAACAUCCAAAACAAUAUAGUAUAUAAAUACACUCAUCUGUGUUAGCGCCGCCAUUCGGAGAGGAUAGAUGUUUAAUCUGAUUCGCAAUCGAGCGUGGCCGUUAACAUUAUAAACACUACGGGUCCGGACUGAAUGAUGCGAUCAUUUAGAUUGUUGUGAAACGCUGAUACUCCAACAAUCAUUUGUGUUGUAUCGUUUUCAAUUAUCGCGGCACUGGGCAAUCUGUACUUUGCACAUCGCACAAUCGAGAACUUGCAGAUGUGGAACUUCCUGACACAUGAGUGGGACCUGAUCGAGGGCAAAAACAUACACACCGGCAACAUCGAGUCGGUUGCCACCAAGGAGAAGGCAAAAUUCCCACAGCAGUUCUUCCCGGAGUGCAAAUGGUCACGUAAAGGCUUCCUGCGGACACGCUGGUCCCUGAAUGGGACGAUCUUCGAUCUGGUCAAUAUCCAUCUGUUUCACGACGCUUCCAAUUUGGCCGCCUGCGAGGAGUACCCAUCGGUGUACUGCAAGAGUCGGCGGCGGGCGCUUGUGCACACGCUAGAGAGAUUUCAUAAGGAUACCGUGAAUAAACCUGUGCCGUACUUUGUCUUUGGCGAUUUCAACUUUCGAUGCGACACCGAAGGAGUGAUAAAAAAAUUGACCGAGGAUCUAACGGAGCACCGAGUUCAGAACCCCAAAAAUGACAGUACAAAGGUGCAGUAUCGCGAUUCGGACGGAGCGAAUGUACUUACCGUGGGCAAGAAAGAAUUUAAUCAUACUGAUCAAAGCACAUUCAAGGAGAAUUGGCUGCGCCAAUUCGACCGCGAGCUGGACUCGCUUCGCAGCAUACUGUUCGAGUAUCCGGUCACAUUCCCACCCUCAUAUCCGUACGAAGAGGAUCCGCAGCAGCCUGGUAGCUAUAUGUCCACCCGUUGUCCGGCAUGGUGCGAUCGUAUACUGGUAAGCCCUGCGGCCCGUAAGCUGAUCGAUGAGGAUCGAGAGGGUGGUAAGCCACAGUCCACGGCAAUGGCAAGGGGCACCUACGGUAUCAUCGGCGAAACGGUCUGCAUGGGGGAUCACAAGCCGGUUUACCUUAAUAUACGAAUAAAAUCGAGUCAAGGUAUUUUAAAUUACUGUUCCUGUGAUACGCAUGCGCAUAAACGUGUUGAACACAUUCCCAAUCUUAGUACUAUUAAUGUUAGCGUUAAUAAUCUUAAUAAUAGCAGUAGUAAUCAUUUAGUUAGCAAAUUUAUCAGUGAUAGCACCAGUAGUAGUGAUAUGGCCACCGCCAGCAACAGCAAACCCAAUCAUAAUCACCUCAACAGCCUUCCCACUGUCGCUAACGAGUCGAUCAGCAAUAAUUCCUCCUCAAGCACCCCUCCAGCUCCUACUACCUCAGGCAUUACUCCCGACGAAAGGUUGCCAUCACCUAACAAACCUCACUGCUCGUAUUGCUUUGACCACAUUCAAACCGCUUUUGAUGAAUUUCUUUCGGAGCUGGAGCUCUUCCCUACGAGCUACGCAGUUGAGCACGACGGGUCGACUCACCAAAACAGCCGAACACUUGACGCAUCGAAUCGCCCCGUUAAAGUUCCUCCGCCCGUGAGCAUCAGUGUGUUUGACACCGACAGCAAUGCCAAUGUUUGCAUGUGUUCAUUGUACAGUAGCAGCUUUAGUAUUAGCGGUAGCGACUAUAGACGCAGUCGAUCCGGAUCGAUGAAAGGUCUCGAUCAAACCGACCCUCAAAUCUGUCCCAACUGCCAGAACAUCAUCAAGCACCAACCGAUGGAACAUCGGAAGACGCUUGUAUCUCGGCGUCUGAUGCUGGCCAACGACGUUAUCGUGAGUCGCAUCGAUGCCCACUAUCUGAACACGUUUAUGGCUCCCUCUGGAACGUCCUCAUCGGGCACAACGAAGGCCCGUCAGUUCGAACCAUACACUCCGGAGAGUGUAGAAUCUCACUCGCCGGUACCGGAGAGUGUCGAGCGACAAGAUCUGGAAGACGAAGACCCCGAUGACGACUCGUCCAAUGAUCCACCCGACCCAUGUCGGGCAUCCCUUCUGCAAACAACCGCUAACCAUACACAAUCGCUGCAUGGUGUAAAAUUGCCCACCGCAGCGAUAGCCACCACCAACUGUUCCAAAAAGAUUCUUACCAAAUCCGGUGAUACGACCGCCAAGUGGGCAGGCGUAUCACCCCGGCAGCUCAAGGCUCGACUGGAAAAACUGCAACGACUGUCGUCAGAUCGACAGAAACAGGUCCACGAGGGUAAAAGUGCUAAUAAAAGCGAUGGGAUUACACUAGCAGCGACCAUUGGGGGUACCGCUUUGGGGGCAGAAGAGUUACUGGUGCUGGAGAGCGGCGACGUCAGGCUUGAAACUGUGGCACCCGGCACUUCACCGAUUGCUGAUUGCACAGAUGGUGGGCAAGGACGGGGGCGACGGAGGUGGUUGAGCGGUCGGAACGAUCGCAAACAAGACGCCGACGACGAAGAGUGCUGUCAGUGGCAUUGUUGUGCUAUAACGUAGAGUCUCAAUAUUUGAUAGAGGAUGAUGAAUGGACAUAGUAGCUGUAAAUUAUAAUUUAUGCGCGUGUGUGAAUACGUGUGUUUUGAUGUAGUAGUAGUAGAAGUAGUAGUUCAUAUGAUAACGAUUUUUGUGGCAAGUUUUUUACGUUGAAAAAAAUGCGGCAAAGAAAGAUUUAGUUGUUUUUCAUUUCUUUGGAUUGUUUUUUUUUUAAAUUUCAUUUGGGGUUUCUGUUGGCGAGUUAUAGCUUCACGCGCAAUGUCUUAUUUUGAUCAGUUGUAGGUCAGCUCUGAGGAUCGGGAACACACGGUAAAGUGAAACUCAAUUCACUUAAAAUCUGGACAAAUUGUUAAUUAUACUGUAACGCCAACAGUAAUCGAUGGAAUAGAUUGUGUUGAUCGCAGAUUAUUUGGAAAUUCGUACUCCUUCAUUGGAUGUUUUCACGAUGUAUUUAGUUUCCGGAAAUUUGUCCCAGAUAGGAACUGAGAGUAAAAAAUACCUUUGGGUGUCGGGCUCUUGAAAAAAAAGGUUCUCAAAUGCUGAUCGCCGUUUGAGAACCAUUUUUUUGGGAGGGGACCAUGCCCGUUGGCCUCAAAUGUCCAUACCUCACUCCUCCACGUAGAUCAUAUGAUGACAUUUUGUUUGAUCGGGCGUUAAGGAAAUACAAACUUGUCUUGGCUCCGAGAUCGGGUGUCGAAAGUGACUAAGUGAGGGGAGUGCGAGCGAGUCAGAAUGCUAUAACUCUCCCAGGGAAGGCCUCCCGGGUUAUUGGAGGCUUAGGUAUGCGUCUGUUUUCCAUGUUUUUCCUCUGUUCAAGGAGAAUAAUAAAAAUGCGAACGUUCGAGUAGGAUCCCUAAACUAGAGAGCUGGUCCUGUAACAGACGUAAGAGCGAGCGGUCAGCGACUGGAGGGCGAUGUGCAAGAGCGGGCCAUCAGCUGGGUUGAGCCCGAAGAGCUAUCGCCACACGGAAACAGUAGCCAUCAACAUCACCCAAGAAACGCUGCGCCUACGAGACGUGUUACUACUGCCAGACGACAGUCUUCCACACUUAUGGGUACCACGAAGCGACGGAUCUAGAGAUGAAUGAACUUUCGCGGCUCGAGAACUACGUAAACAUGAGAGAUGCAAUAAUUUCAGAGGGAAAUGGAAAAUACAACGAUCGUUUGACAAUUCUUCCGUUCACAUCCUUGGCAUCAUAUCAAACGUACAAGGACGGUCAUCAAAUUUACUUGUAACGAAGAACAUAAUCUAUUACAAUGCAUGAAUUGAUCUUACAUGGCAACUGUAAAAUGUUUGUACUUACAAAGCAGUAAAUUUGUUGAAUUCAAUUGAAUUCGGAAAUUGUUUCAUUCAAUCGAUAGUUUGAUUAAUACAAUAUAAAGCUUACUAAGACAACGGUAAUCCCACGUAAACCUUGCGGUUAUAUCAUAGAUAUAACCCACUCUUUUUUUUUGUUCACAUUUAUUGAAAAAAAAAAUUCAAUACCCCAAGAUAAGUUUAAUGAAAUGUGCUACAUAACAAGUUAUGAAUUUUAGUUUUCUCCGAUAUGACUGUGAAAACAUUUGAAGACAUUUUUUCGUAUCAUGAAAAAAUGACCUGGCAUUCCUGUUACUCGGUAUCUAUCAGGGGUUAGACAUCAAUUGAAUAUAGGCUACCCAAAAUCAAAAUGGCGUCAUUUGUUUACCAACAUAUCAUUUGCGAGGAUUGAAAUCGUUGAAAUCACGGAGAUAGUAAAAAUAAAGAAAAAUGCGCUGCUUUAUUUCUAACUGCAUGAGCGAUUUUCAUAUUUCGGUUUCACAUGGAGGUGUUCACUUUUAACAUGGAGUUUGAAGUUAGGCACUAUUCGACUAUAUAACCGGACCGAGUUGUAAACAACAGUAAUUGACAGAACCAAAAUGUCAGUGAACCGCAGCAAUAUUGGGUACACUGGCAAUAUGAGGGAUUUGACGUUUUAGUCAUACACCUGGUAUCUAUUCAUGAUGACAGUUGUACAGUGUCGACGUCUGGUGCCGAAAAUGUUUUUUUUUUUUUUUAUCCCAACAGUUUUAUUUUAUUAGGCUCAUUUAGCAAAUUCAGCUGUAACAGAACCGAAUUCAUUCGUGUACAUUUUUUAUCUUAAGAUAACUUUUGUUGUGUAUUACACUGUUACCAUUUCGAGGCGUAAGAGUAUCGCUAUCUAUCGAUAAACAUUUAUUUUAUCUAUAACACAGUAGCCGUUUCGGCGUAAGAGAAUUUCUAUUCUAUCGAUGCACAACACAUGUCGCCUUCUUUCGGCGUAAGAAUAUUGCUAUUGUUCGAAUGUUCACAGUUGGGCUGUUCACAGCGGGACUGUUGAUAUGAGACUUUCUUUGUUGUGUUAUUAAUAGUGCCAAUUACCGAUGCAGCAGACCGAAAAUGGGAGCGGUAAGAGACUGGGAUUACCGACACAUGAUGAUUGUUGCGUGGACAUAGUAGCUAGAAUAACACACUAAGAUGGUCAGUUGAGGGGCCCUGAGUUAUGAGCUCAUGAUCGUUCGCUUAGUAGCGGACACGCUACCAAUUAGGCUACGAAGACCCCCGAAAAUUUUCGUUUGAAUUUUUCAUUUGAAUAGAAUACUAAUUUGAUAUGGAGAAGUUAGUUUUAAAUAAUAAUUUCAAUUUUGAAAACGUGGUCAUUCCCAUUCGAAAAUCAAUUACUAUCUUUGACGCUCUCCGGAAUCGUAAAAAGAUGCUCAAUGGCGUUAACGCAAAUACUAGUAAAAUAGAGCUAACGAGCAUAAUUGUUAUCGACUCGAAUUCUAUAAUAGGGCCCAUAAUUUUUAUUCCGGUGCUCCUACAUUUUUACGAAUUGAUUGUCCAAGUCCAAGUUUUAACUGAAUCGUGCUUCAAAACAAUUGUCGUUCCAUCGUUUACGAUUUUUAGUCGCUCUACUCGUUUCCAUGCUAAAGACCUAGGGGAAGGACACCUAUCCAGUCACUGUCCUAUUCCGAAAUGAGCAGAGCGCAAAGUAAGGUCGCCGCUGUUAUGUCAAGUUUUUUUUUCUCAAUUUAUCGCUGUAGCUUCCUCGUCUCAUCAUUCCGCGCUAGAGCAUGCCUUUUUUGAGAUUGUGUUGUAAUUCUAUCGUUUCGUGCACGCGCGUGC
This is a messenger RNA of Toxorhynchites rutilus septentrionalis, 7211 nucleotides long. RefSeq lists its product as uncharacterized. The record is from RefSeq and is a predicted model, not a curated record. Lineage: Eukaryota; Metazoa; Arthropoda; Insecta; Diptera; Culicidae. Gene Ontology annotation, biological process: phosphatidylinositol dephosphorylation. The coding region runs from base 1838 to 4093 and encodes 751 amino acids. The transcript has 7 exons. Gene Ontology annotation, molecular function: inositol-polyphosphate 5-phosphatase activity.